UAUGUUGCUUGGAACCGUAACCAAGUAUUUCACACACUAUUGCACUUGUGCAAUCUCUUUAUCUGGUUUCAUUUCUUCAUGGCCUCCACCUCCACUCUUGAUGAUGACAUUCAGGAUGACAUGAAGCCUUUUAAUAUCAAAGCCCUAUAAAAGAGCUUCUUCCACUCUUUUUGGAGAGAUAACAGCUGUUGGGUUGUUACUGAAGACAGUGUUGCUGGUGAAGUCCCAGGAUUUUACAAGAAUACAAGAAUAGAUGACAUGAAGCCUUUUAAUAUCAAAGCCCUAUAAAAGAGCUUCUUCCACUCUUUUUGGAGAGAUAACAGCUGUUGGGUUGUUAUUGAUCUGUGGCAGCAGGGGCGUGCUCAAGCAUCUCUCCGGAGAGAGAAAGCGGUAAGGGCGCUUACACCUGAGCCAAAUUGUCUAACACCUGUCUCUAAUUUCAGUGAGCACGGGGAGAGCGGCAUAAAGAGAGCGACACAACGCUCAGUGGGGGGAGACUGGAUAUGAUAGAGCCGAGCCAAAGCAACGAUUCCCGAGUAGUGAAAGUUAUUUGUAGAAACAGUGUGUGUGUUAGGGUUUAAAGAGUGUAUAAAGGUAACUGUAAAGUGGUGUCGAGGAAGAGGGGAAAUAAAGCGUCACCUGAAGAAGGAAAACUGCUUCUUGCGUCCUCUUUUACACUGGUGCCGAAACCCGGGAUUGAAGUUUGGGUCGAAGAUGGAUGGAGGUCGUCCCGUAGAGUCCUCCCAGUUGGCGGAGAUCCUCCAAGCCCUCGCCAGCCUACAUUGGAACCACCAACAAACGCUGCUUGAGCUCCGACAAGAUCAAGACCGCCGGUUUGUCGAGCUCAUGCAUGCUCAAGCCGAGGACCGGCAGGCGAUCCGGAGCCUCCUCAGCCAGGGGGCAUCCUCAGCCGCGACCCCGGACACACCCACGCCGUUACCCCCGCCAGCAUUACAGAAAAUGGGGGCGGCGGACGACCCCGAGGCUUUCCUGGAUUUGUUUGAGCGGACCGCCGAGAUCUGGGGCUGGCCGCUCGGCCAAUGGGCAGCCCGACUGAUCCCACUAUUGUCCGGGGAAGCCCAGCUCGCGGCUCAACAACUGCCAGCGUCGAGCCUCCUGGCCUACGGAGAUCUAAAAAAAGCCAUCUUGCAACGGGUUGGUCGCACUCCGGAGGAAAGUCGUCAACUCUUCCGGAGCUUGAAGUUGGAAAGCUCUGACCGCCCGUUUGCCUUUGCCCAGCGGCUCCGUGACGCCUGCCGAAGAUGGCUGCUAGCGGGGGAUCGCGACGUCCAGGGAAUUAUCGACCAGGUGGUACUGGAACAGUUCAUAGUACGACUGCCAAAAGGAACGGCGGAGUGGUUCCAGUGCCACCGCCCGGCGUCGUUGGAGGAAGCUAUCCGACUUGCGGAGGACCACAUGGCGGCGAUCCUGAGGGCGGAAGAUCCCUCCUACGUUUUCUCUCCUCCCUCUGUUUCUUCCCCCUCCCCUCUCUCUCUCUCGUCUGCUCUCUCUCCAGGUCCCGUUCCUGCCCCACGCAGACGAGGAGGAACUCAGCCCCUGAGACCAGUUCCCCGGGUGUGGGCGACACCUUCCCCUACUCCAAUGCCCCGCCGCUCUCCCCCUCAGGGGGGGGCGCCCGCCGACGCCAGUGCGGGCGUAGCGCCUGGGCUGGCCUGCUGGAGGUGCGGAGACCCGAGCCACUUCCGAGAUCAGUGCCCUCUGAUGGAGCUGGGGACGGUGGUGUGGGUCUCUGACCUCCCACAGGCUGCCCCCGACCGGGCCGGAGUAUACCGGAUACCGGUAAGUGUCAAGGGGGGUACUCACCAAGUGUUGGUGGAUACCGGGUGUAAUCAAACCACUAUCCACCAACGCCUGGUUCAACACAAGGCAUUGGUCACAUCCAAAACGGUGACCCUGACAAUUAAAUUCCGGGGGAAAAAGCAUAGAGUGGAGGCUGCGGUUAGUUCCCGCCUCACCCAUCCACUGAUUUUGGGGACUGAUUGGCCUGAUUUUAGAGUUUUAUUAAAGGGAAUUUGUGCGGAUGGGUCCUGUGUGAAAAUAGGGAGAUGUGUGAUGUGCGAUGCUCUGGCAGGGGAGGCGGAGCCGGGGCCGUCCUCGACAGCUCCACGUCAUGAUGACGAGAGAGGGGGAGAGGCUGCAGCCCCUCCCCUUCUCAGGGAAUUCCCUGAGGGGGAUUUCCCUUUGGAGCAGUCGCGAGAUGAAACCCUCAAACACGCCUUUGACCAAGUGAGAGUUAUCGAUGGUCAACGACUCCAGCCUGACAUCGCACUUUCAUACCCCUAUUUUGCAAUUAUAAAUGAGCGGUUGUAUCGAGUGACACAGGACACUCGAACCAAAGAGGAUACAACCCAACUUUUGAUUCCAAGGAGCCGUGGGGAAAUGGUAUUCCAGGCGGCUCAUUAUAAUCCCAUGGCAGGUCAUCUAGGAGAAAGGAAAACACUGAACCGUCUAAUAGCCCAUUUCUAUUGGCCGGGCAUUGGUGGCGAUGUCCGCAGGUGGUGUGCGGCAUGCCGCGAAUGCCAGCUGGUUAACCCACCGGCCACCCCAAAAGCGCCAUUGCGCCCUCUCCCUCUGAUCGAGGUCCCCUUUGAGAGAAUUGGAAUGGACCUCGUCGGGCCAUUAGAACGGUCAGCACGCGGACAUCGAUUGUAUUGGUCCUAGUGGAC
Myxocyprinus asiaticus (Chinese sucker) is the source of this 2687-nucleotide messenger RNA. Its product is annotated as cytosolic phospholipase A2 gamma-like. Gene Ontology annotation, molecular function: nucleic acid binding; zinc ion binding; calcium ion binding. Gene Ontology annotation, biological process: glycerophospholipid catabolic process. NCBI's taxonomy places the organism in Eukaryota, Metazoa, Chordata, Actinopteri, Cypriniformes, Catostomidae. The coding region runs from base 715 to 2682 and encodes 655 amino acids. Gene Ontology annotation, cellular component: nuclear envelope; nucleoplasm; cytosol. The record is from RefSeq and is a predicted model, not a curated record. The transcript is spliced from 2 exons.